AUGUCUUGGAUGUCAGACACAAUGGGAAUCGAAAGUAGAUUAACUUCUCCCGUAAAUAUGAUCCAUAUGGAACAUAUUGUAGUCAGCUCCUGUACUUAUUUAGGCGUAGUUUUCUCGGGAUCACUGUCUGGAAGGAAGGCAGCUGAAUCUGCGAUUUCUAGAGCAGCGAUCGCUAGUUUACAGACACUGAACAUUCUCGCUAAAGGCAAAGCGGACUCCUGGAACACCGUAUGCAAACUCUUUUAUAUAACUAUUGCUACCACGCUUCUGUAUUCUGCUCAUCUCUGGGGUCUUCGUCAUCACCAAAUGCUUGAAAAAGCCCAAGAAAAUUUCUUCAAGAGACUGUUUCUGCUACCACGCUGCACACCGGGAUAUGCACUGAGGCUAGAACUGGGCUUGACACCUGUCAAGUAUAAAAUUUUUCAACAGGCCUGGCGAUGGAUACUUAAAAUAUUAGAUAUGACCGGACAUAGAUACCCACGCAUAGCUUUCUUUAGGCUACAUAAACUGUCCCUGGGAGAAAACUGUGACCCGAAAUACAAUUGGGCAGCUCAAUUCUAUCAAAUUUUAAAAGAAACAGGUCACGAAGACCUAUGGGAAAAUCUGAACAGCCAAACAUGGAAAGAUAGAGAGUAUAGACUCUUUAAAAACUACGCUAAAAAACUCCGAAAAGAAGAUAUAGCCAAAUGGACCGCCUCAACAUUCUGUCAAUGCAGGCAUACCUAUGGACCCAAAUUGGAACCUGCAAAGUACAUCAAAGCUAGAUGCCCGAUAAACUGGCUAAGAAUGAGUAUUAACUUAAGACUGGCAAAUAACUUCAAGCUUCGUUUAAAACACGAAUCCAAUGUCUACACGUUUGAUCCAAACAUUCAAUGCAUGAGUUGCAAUAAUCGCAAUUACGAAAACGUUCAGCACGUUCUGGUUGAAUGUCCAACGUACACACCCUUCAGAAACAAGUUUCUCUUUACUGCUACUGCUGAUGAAAACGCAAAGGAAAAAACUGUCUCUGAAUGCCUCGAUCUACACACGAAAGGUGACCUGAAGAACCUGUACUACUAUAUGAGCAAUGUCCUGGCAGUACUGUAUCUCUGUGAUGACUACCAGGACCCCUGA
Molecule: messenger RNA, 1113 nt
Organism: Cotesia congregata
Lineage: Eukaryota; Metazoa; Arthropoda; Insecta; Hymenoptera; Braconidae
Source: the annotation of a GenBank genome assembly